Messenger RNA from Callorhinchus milii (elephant shark), 1256 nucleotides. It is a transcript of the gene slc25a47b, whose product is annotated as solute carrier family 25 member 47b. The record is from RefSeq and is a predicted model, not a curated record. Lineage: Eukaryota; Metazoa; Chordata; Chondrichthyes; Chimaeriformes; Callorhinchidae. The transcript has 6 exons. Gene Ontology annotation, molecular function: transmembrane transporter activity. The coding region runs from base 48 to 953 and encodes 301 amino acids. Gene Ontology annotation, cellular component: mitochondrion. Gene Ontology annotation, biological process: transmembrane transport.
CGCCCUGUCCUGCUCAGACCCGCAGACAACUUGGAAACUGGUGGAAGAUGCAUUGUCUUGACUUCCUGGCCGGAUGGUUUGCGGGUGGACUUGCUACUGCUAUAGGAUAUCCCUUGGAUACAAUCAAGGUGAGAAUUCAGACCCAGCAAGUGUACACUGGUAUAUGGCACUGUAUUAAAUCAACCUACCAGAGAGAAAAGAUUCAUGGAUUUUACAAAGGAAUGGCGUUGCCUAUUCUGUCUGUGUCCCUGUGCAGCUCGGUUUGUUUUGGUACAUACAGAAAUUGCCUUCAUUAUUUAUGCACAUUGCCACACGGGAGCUCAGAGGUGAAACCAUCCAGAUUUGAUGUUUUUGUUGCCGGCUGUUCUGCAGGAACCGCUGAGGCUAUGGUGUUCGCUCCCAUCGACCUGAUCAAGAUAAGGCAGCAGAACCAAACUCAUCCUCAUAACACUUACUACGGUCCUGCAACAGUUGGUCUGUUAUCAAAGGCCAAAUACAGAGGUCCAAUUCACUGCAUGAUGACAGUACUAAAUGAGGAAGGGAUUUGUGGUCUUUAUCGAGGUAUUACUGCUCUGUGGCUAAGGGACAUUCCCUGUUUUGGAUUAUACUUUCUGUCUUACUCCAUUUUUACUGAAUGGUUGACUCCACAAGGACAAGACUCCAGAGGUUGGUCAAGCAAGUUGCUGGCUGGCGGGUGGGCGGGAGUGACCUACUGGGUAUUGGCGACCCCAAUGGAUGUCAUGAAGUCUCGCAUGCAGAUGGAUGGCAUGGGCCAACGGAGAUACACUGGAGUAUUGAACUGUAUUACCAAAAGCUUCAAGCGUGAGGGGAUUAGAGUUUUCUUCAAGGGCCUGACCUUGAACUGCUUGCGUGCAUUUCCAGUGAAUGGAGUGACUUUUGUAACUUAUGAAACUAUACUGGAACUCCUCAAAAAAACUACCUUAAAGGAAUGAAGAAAAUAAGCAUCCAGAGGAUGUUAGUCCAGAGGAUUCUCCCAAGGCAAUUUCCUUGUGUUUCUUUACUGUACCGUGCGUGGAGAGGCCUGAAUGUGAAUGAGAUUUUUUAAAUGUGGAUCAGAACAUCUGUUUUGUCCAGAUCUUGUGUCUUUCAGGAACUUUUAGCUCACUAUCCUGGGAACCUUAUUUCCUCAAGGGAUGAGAAGGGAAUGCUGUAAAUGUUUUUUUUUAAUAUGAUUUGAAAUGCUUGUUUUUAUUGAACUAUUAUCACUAAGAAAUGGAGCAUAAAAAAAACUAACA